AUGUCUGACAAUACUGAGCCCGCAAUCUCUCAGGAACUUAAAGCUUGGCUGGUCUCAACAAUUGCCGAAUCCAUCUCCAAGGCAUCUUCCAUGAAACAACUUCUGACGAAAACAAUCCCAUCACACAUUUACCCUCUGGCUCAGAGAACUCUCAGCCCUCAGAGCAGGAAGUCACACGUAAGCGCCUUUGGAAAGAGAAUAGUGUGUCUGCGGGCAAGGGCAAGGCUCCUGCCAAGUCUCAAAAAUUAACUGUCACUCACCCCGCCCAAACUAUCUUUGACCCCUUGGAGGGUUCUACAUCUCAUAGGGGCGAUGAGAUUGAAGAUUACUACCUUGGCUACUCUGAUGAGGACCCCUCGGCGAAUGCGCUAGGGGAUACUCCAUCGGAAUUUGUCAAGGAGACAUUCAUUACACAAAAGGACACAGAUGCAAACGUACCUAUGCAGAAGGUACCAGACUCAGACAUCCUUCUGGAUGCUUCGGGUGUCCCUUUUUUCGUCCCCAAGGUCAUUAGGCAUCCACGGUCGGCCGAAUGGGCCCCACCGGACCAUAUUUCUAGCUUCUGCAAGAUGUGGUUACGUAAGCCACUUGAAAAAGAAAUCAGUGCGAAACUCAGAGCCGAGUGCCCUCGGCCAACCAUUCCAAACAAGGUGGCUCUCACGCCAGAGUUUGACCCACUAUUUGUGACCUUCCUCACUAAGACGGGGAAAGAUCCUCGCAAGGGCAUUGAGCAGGGUCUUAAGACAGCCCAGGAUAAACUCCUGGACAUUGCUGGCCCAUAAUUCAAAUUUUCAUACUAGCUGACGAAGCCAUAACUAGUGGGGAGUUUGACCCAAACACAGUCAGAGAAUGGGCCCAGAGAGCCUUAUGUUUCCUGGGCAACGCAAAUGUGGCUAUUUCCACUGAGAGACGCAGGGCGGCACUAUACAAGCUGGAUGCUAAAUUAGCCGAUCUGAGCUCCCGAGAACUGGGACCAGAGGCCAAUGGAUUGCUGUUUGGAGACUCGUUUAUGAGGGAUCUCUCCAAACAUGUAGCGGUAUUCACUACCCUAAAUAAGGCCCAAUCCUCCUUGCGCAGGGUUUUUCGUUCCCAGUCAGGUCGCUUUUCUGGGAGAGUUGGACGUUAUAGAGGCCAAACGAACAGCAGAGUUGCCUUCACAGGCUACAGGCCUCACCCGUCAGAGAAUUAUUGGCACUCGGGACAAUCCCGACCCUACCACAGGCAGGUAUUCACCAAUAGAGGAUCUAUCCGGGGACGUGGAUCUGCCUCCUUACGUUGAUGCACUGCUCCAGGUAAUAAACCUUCCUUUUUUCAAUGUACCUAUAGCAAGUCAACUAACCCAUUUUUUCCAACAGUGGGAACUGCUUUCACAGGAUCUAUGGGUCCUACACACAGUCCAAGGGUUCAAAAUAGAUUUCCUUUCCACUCCCUUCCAGGACACACCACCUACACCACUACGGAUGUCUGCAUCAGACAACCUGACACUACAAACAGAAUUGCACAAACUAGUAAAAAAAGGGGCGAUAGAAAAAUCCCCUUUCCCACAUACCUUUCUCAGCAACAUUUUUCUGGUCAACAAAAAAACUGGAGACCUAUGGACCAAUUAUCAAUUUGAAAGACCUGAAUCACUUUGUCAGAUAUCAUCAUUUCAAGAUGGAGGACAUCCAUCUGCUCAGGGACCUCCUUUGCGUGGGAGAUUGGUUGUCCAGAUUCGAUCUCAAAGACGCAUAUCUCACACUCCCUGUUGCUCCCAACCAUCAAGCUUUUCUUCAAUUUCUCUGGCAAGAGGAAAUUUGGCAGUUCACAUGUCUCCCGUUCGGUCUAUGCUCCUCAUCAUAGUGUUUCACAAAACUGAUGAAACCUGUGAUGGCUUUACUCCGAUCACAGGGGAUUCGGUCCAUUAUAUAUUUGGACGACAUCCUAAUAAUGGCUCAAGACUCAGACCUUUUACGCCAACACACGGACAUGAUGAUGGUCUUGCCACAAAACCUAGGUUUUGUAAUCAAUUUUCAGAAAUCGGCCCUGAAACCUUCUCAGAAGGUUCAGUUUCUCGGAUUUCUGAUAGAUUCCGUACAGGCCAUUUUGCAACUACCCUCUGCAAAAGUCAAAAACAUAAAAAAAGACAUUCGCAAAUUGUUAUCAGCCCACCAGAUUCGCCUACGCGAUCUAGCCCAUACCAUAGGCCUACUGUCCGCCUCUAUCCAAGCCAUUUACCCGGGACCUUUACAUUAUCGAGCCAUGCAACGGCUCAAGACAUACUACCUACACCGUUCCACCUCCUACGAUCAGUACAUCUAUCUAACAGACGAAGUUCGUAUAGAACUUCACUGGUGGCUUCACAACAUGGAAGCCUGGAAUGGCAAAGCCAUCUUCAGAUCGCAACCAGACUUCAUUCUGGAAUCCGAUGCCAGUCUCCUGGGGUGGGGCUCUACCUGCUCUGAACGGUCCACCGGGAGACUAUGGUCCCCCUGCGAACAAGCACUGCACAUCAAUUGCCUAGAAUUGAUUGCAGGAUCUUUUGCGAUUCACAGUUUCGCAAAAGAUUGUUUCAAUUGCUUACAAGUACUGGGCAUGGACAACGUUUCUGCAGUACGUUAUGUGAAUCGGUUAGGAGGUUCCUGAUCCAAAUUACUGUCCGACCUUACCAAAGAACUCUACCAAUUGUGCCUAGAGCGGAAUUCAUCCAUCAGAGCGGAAUAUCUUCCGGGCACGGACAACCUAGUUGCAGAUUGGUUCUCCCGCCAUUGGAGGGACGUAAGCAACUGGCAAUUGGAUCUUCGCCUGUUCUAUCAAAUUCACUGUCUUCGCAGGCCCCUCACACUGGACCUGUUUGCGUCUUGGCUAAACUGCCAGACGGAGGCCUUUUUCAGUUGGCUCCCAGAUCCCCAGUCCUGGGCAGUCGAUGCCUUCCUACACCCUUGGCCGGAGAUAGGAGCGUAUGCGUUCCCACCUUUCUCCAUGAUCCAACGCACCCUUUACCGGCUCAAAGCCCUAGUAGUGACGAUAGUCAUUGUCACUCCUGUAUGAAGAGCCCAGACUUGGUUCCCAACCCUACUAGAACUAUCUGCGAAUUACCCAAUUCUUCUACUUCGACUCCCUGACAUCCUCAGGAAUUCAGCAGGGCUCUGUUACCCACUCACCCUUCAAGGUCGGCUCCAGCUUGUAGCUUGGACCGUUUCAGGGGACCCUGGAAUGUCUCGGGACUUUCGGAGACAGCUCAGGCUCUCCUAUGGGACUCCUGGGCCCCAGACACUAGACGAGCUUACCUCGCUGCAUGGCGAACAUGGUUCAGUGAUGUUUGGAAAGGGAUACCGAUCCCUUUUCAGCACCUCUGACGAUCAUUCUAAAUUUUCUGUCUACCCUCUUUGAUCAAGGCAAGUCCUAUAGAUCAAUGAAUGUUUUUAGAACAGCUAUUUCAGCGGCCCACAACCCUAUUGACAGUGUAUCAACAGGAAAACACCCUUCAGUUUGUAGACUUUUAAGAGGGAUCAGGCUAGCCAGGCCCCCUCUUCCAAGUAUUCAAAUUUCUGGGUUGUUACUCAGGUUUUUUCCCUUUUAGAAUCCUGGCCCUCUAAUGAGAAUUUUACGUUACGUCAACUCUCUGCCAAACUGGCCUUACUUCUAUGUCUGGUAUUCUUCCAUAGGGUAGCAUUUGAUUUCCACGCUGUAUUUUUCUUGCCUGAAGGUGUUAAAUUUCACAUCACCAGGCGUACAAAGACUAAUUCCUCCUCUGUAUUCUACCCUUACUUUCCGAAUAGACAGUCACUCUGUGUGGCGCUCUGUGUAAGGCACUAUAUAGAUGCCACAACCACUCUGCGUUACCCCGUCUCGUGUCCUUUGUCAAACCACACAAACCGGUGUUCGCUCCCACCGUCGCGCGGUGGAUCAUAUGGAUACUAGCCCAAGCAGGUAUUGACUCCUCUUUUGGAGCGCAUUCAGUCAGAGGAGCAGCCGCAUCCUCAGCCUUUCGUGCGGGUAGCUCCCUCUCAGACAUUUUGUCGUCUGCGGAUUGGUCCAGGGAGUCUACCUUUCGUACAUUCUAUUUCAAACCUAUGCCACAUGCUGCAUCUUCUAUCAUAUAGGAGCGUUAAAACAGCAGAUAUGAAGCCUCCUGUCUUGCCAUAAAAUUAGGGAUUAUUCUAGCCCUAGUGACUGAAUAAUCUAAAUUUUAUUAACGACAGGAGGCGAAUAUUUUCCCUCCCUUAUUUGUUUUCAUUAUCAUUUAUACCCGCCCUAAGGUGUUACUACAUAUUUUUCCUAGUCGUUCUGUUUCAAACACAUUCAUACAUCAUCCGUCAUAGGUUUACACCACAACACUCUAACCAAGAGUUUGUUAUACUCAACAUCAUUUUACAUGAAAUGUAUUGAAAUUGUUGUUCCUAGUGUGCAUGCCAUAAACUUGCAUUCAACUAGUAUGAGAACCUAUACUCUCAUGGUUUUUUCUCUACUUCCCUUAAGUGUGAAGAAUCCCAACGCUUGUGAUACAUGGAUUCAUCAAUCCCGUUGAAAGUUUACAUGGUUGACUACAUCAGGACCUCGAAUUGGUCCACAGUUCAUAGUUAUGGUUUACAUGGCUGAUACUCGGAUAUCGUCGGCUACAGCAAGAAAGACGAUAUGGGAGGAGCUUGAUGACAUCUUAUAAUACUGUUAUACACUCUGAUUGGUUGAAUUAUUGUUACAUUAUUGUUAACUAUUUCUUUGCUGCUGGGAGGUUCAGUAAAGAAAGAUAAAGCAAAUAUUUGCCUCCUGUCGUUAAUAAAAUUUAGAUUAUUCAGUCACUAGGGCUUUUUUUUAAAAAAAUUAUUUUAAUUUUUCCAUAACCUAAGUGUGAAGUGUGAAGACUGACAUGUUUUGUGCGAGUUUUUAAUGAAAGAACCAUAGAUAUUGCAGAUGGAGAGAAAGAUCCAUCGCCAUCGCUGGGCCUCGGCAAUCACUGCUGUAUAUUUGGAAACUAGAUUGUACGUUGCACCAGCACUGUAUACUAUAUCCAGUCACUAGUUUAUUUCACUAUUUCGUGGCUCCGUUUACAUUGCACGGUUGUGAGACAGCAGACCAGUAAAUAGAUAACUAACGCAAAACAAUAGUUAAAAAAAGGCUUCAUCCAAAAAGUGGGUUUAGAUAAAGCAGAGUCCUUGAGGAGUCAGCAAAUAUUUAGAAAACAUUUAACUCUAAGUGUUACACGCCUGCGGCACUUCUACUGCAUAAAGAAACAGUAGAUCCCCUAUGUAUAGAGCCACACCUGACAAAUAUAGAGUAAUGUAUCAUCACACUGUGUGUAUUAAAUCACACUCUGUAUUAGCACACACUCUGUAUUAGAGCACACUCUGUAUAUUAGAGCACACUCUGUAUUAGAGCACACACUCUGUAUUAGAGCACACUCUGUAUAUUAGAGCACACUGUCUCUGUAUUAGAGCACACUCUGUAUAUUAGAGCACACUCUGUAUAAAAGCACACUCUGUAUUAGAGCACACACUCUGUAUAAGAGCACACUCUCUAUUAGAUCACUCUCUGUAUAUUAGAGCACACUCUGUAUAAGAUCACUCUCUGUAUCUUAGAGCACACUUUCUGUAUAUUAGAUCACACUCUGUAUUAGAGCACACACUCUGUAUAAGAGCACACUCUCUGUAUUAGAUCACACUCUGUAUUAGAGCACACACUCUGUAUAAGAGCACACUCUCUGUAUUAGAUCACACUCUGUAUUAGAGCACACACUCUGUAUAAGAGCACACUCUCUGUAUUAGAUCACUCUCUGUAUUAGAGCACACACUCUGUAUUAGAGCACACUCUGUAUUAGAGCACACACUCUGUAUAAGAGCACACCCCUCACUCUGUAUAAGAGCACACUCUCUGUAUUAGAUCACUCUCUGUAUUAGAGCACACUCUGUAUAAGAGCACACACUCUGUAUAAGAGCACACUCUGUAUUAGAUCACACUCUGUAUUAGAGCACACUCUGUAUUAGAGCACACUCUGUAUAAGAUCACUCUCUGUAUAUUAGAGCACACUCUCUGUAUUAGAUCACACUCUGUAUUAGAGCACACUCUGCAUUAGAUCACACUCUAUGUAUUAGAUCACACUCUGUAUUAGAGCACAUUAUCUGUAUUAGAUCACACUCUCUGUAUUAGAGCACACACUCUGUAUAAGAGCACACUCUCUGUAUCAGAUCACACUCUGUAUUAGAGCACACACUCUGUAUAAGAGCACACUCCUCACUCUGUAUAAGAGCACACUCUCUGUAUUAGAUCACUCUCUGUAUUAGAGCACACACUCUGUAUUAGAGCACACUCUGUAUAAGAGCACACACUCUGUAUAAGAGCACACUCUGUAUUAGAUCACACUCUGUAUUAGAUCACUCUCUGUAUUAGAGCACACACUCUGUAUUAGAGCACACACUCUGUAUAAGAGCACACUCUGUAUUAGAGCACACACUCUGUAUUAGAUCACACUCCUCACUCUGUAUAAGAGCACACACUCUGUAUUAGAUCACACUCUGUAUUAGAGCACACUCUGUAUAAGAGCACACUCUGUAUUAGAUCACACUCUGUAUUAGAGUACUCUCUGUAUUAGAGGACACACUCUGUAUUAGAUCACACGCUGUAUUAGAGCACUCUCUGUAUUAGAGCACACACUCUGUAUAAGAGCACACUCUGUAUUAGAGCACUCUCUGUAUUAGAGCACACUCUGUAUUAGAGCACUCUCUGUAUUAGAGCACACACUCUGUAUAAGAGCACACACUGUAUUAGAUCACACUCUGUAUUAGAGCACUCUCUGUAUUAGAGCACACUGUCUCUGUAUUAGAUCACACUCUGUAUUAGAGCACACUGUCUCUGUAUAUUAGAGCACACUGUCUCUGUAUAUUAGAGCACACACUCUGUAUUAGAGCACACUGUCUCUGUAUAAGAUCACACUCUGUAUAUUAGAGCACACUGUCUCUGUAUUAGAACACACUGUAUAUUAGAACACACUCUGUAUAUUAGAGCACACUGUCUCUGUAUUAGAGCACACUCUGUAUAUUAGAGCACUCUCUGUAUUAGAGCACACUGUCUCUGUAUUAGAGCACACUCUGUAUUAGAGCAUACUCUGUAUAUUAGAGCACACACUCUGUAUUAGAGCACACUGUCUCUGUAUAAGAUCACACUCUGUAUAUUAGAGCACACUGUCUCUGUAUUAGAACACACUGUAUAUUAGAACACACUCUGCAUUAGAUCACACUCUCUGUAUUAGAUCACACUCUGUAUUAGAGCACAUUAUCUGUAUUAGAUCACACUCUCUGUAUUAGAGCACACACUCUGUAUAAGAGCACACUCUCUGUAUUAGAUCACACUCUGUAUUAGAGCACACACUCUGUAUUAGAGCACACACUCUGUAUAAGAGCACACUCCUCACUCUGUAUAAGAGCACACUCUCUGUAUUAGAUCACUCUCUGUAUUAGAGCACACACUCUGUAUUAGAGCACACUCUGUAUAAGAGCACACACUCUGUAUAAGAGCACACUCUGUAUUAGAUCACACUCUGUAUUAGAUCACUCUCUGUAUUAGAGCACACACUCUGUAUUAGAGCACACACUCUGUAUAAGAGCACACUCUGUAUUAGAGCACACACUCUGUAUUAGAUCACACUCCUCACUCUGUAUAAGAGCACACACUCUGUAUUAGAUCACACUCUGUAUUAGAGCACACUCUGUAUUAGAUCACACUCUGUAUUAGAGUACUCUCUGUAUUAGAGGACACACUCUGUAUUAGAUCAAACGCUGUAUUAGAGCACUCUCUGUAUUAGAGCACACUCUGUAUUAGAGCACUCUCUGUAUUAGAGCACACUCUGUAUUAGAGCACUCUCUGUAUUAGAGCACACACUCUGUAUAAGAGCACACUCUGUAUUAGAUCACACUCUGUAUUAGAGCACUCUCUGUAUUAGAGCACACUGUCUCUGUAUUAGAUCACACUCUGUAUUAGAGCACACUGUCUCUGUAUAUUAGAGCACACUGUCUCUGUAUAAGAUCACACUCUGUAUAUUAGAGCACACUGUCUCUGUAUAAGAUCACACUCUGUAUAUUAGAGCACACUGUCUCUGUAUUAGAACACACUGUAUAUUAGAACACACUCUGUAUAUUAGAGCACACUCUGUAUAUUAGAGCACUCUCUGUAUUAGAGCACACUGUCUCUGUAUUAGAGCACACUCUGUAUUAGAGUAUACUCUGUAUAUUAGAGCACACACUCUGUAUUAGAGCACACUGUCUCUGUAUAAGAUCACACUCUGUAUAUUAGAGCACACUGUCUCUGUAUUAGAACACACUGUAUAUUAGAACACACUCUGUAUAUUAGAGCACACUCUCUGUAUUAGAGCACACUGUCUCUGUAUUAGAGCACACUCUCUGUAUAUUAGAGCACUCUCUCUGUAUAUUAGAGCACUCUCUCUGUAUUAAAGCACACUCAGUAUGUGUGUCCUUCUCCUCCUGCUCCCCAGUUGUGUCACUGUCUCCCCUGGGGACUCUGGAGUAUCUGAGCCCCGUGUCACGUGUCCGCCGUUCCCACCAAUCACAGCGCAGAACGCUCCCACGCUCCCUUUUCAAACCUGCAGUGAGCGGUUGGGAGCUCAGUACCCGGAGUCACGUGGUCCGGGCGGGUUAAAGGGCAGGGGGUCCUGCUCGCUCUGUUUCUGACGGGAAUGGAGAGCCGCAUUAUUACCCCGGGGCCCUAUAGGGCCACCAAACUGGUGAGUAGAGACCACGGAGGGCUUACAUGGAGACAGAGCUCUGUGUGGGCAGUUUGUAUCGGAGUCAGGAAUCACUGGGUAACACUAAGGGGGAGGCUGGCUGAGCAUUGUGGGAGAGGCUGGCUGAGCAUUGUGGGAGUUGGAGUUCCAGAGGCUGCCAGUCCAUGCUGGAUGCCAGCCAUGCUCACAGCUGGUAUUUGUGGCAGUGAUUGAUGGCUGCAGGGUCAGCUUAUCAGACAGACUUGUCUUCCUAUUCAUUGAGUGCAGGGGAUGUGGUGGGCUAUUACUGCUCCACAUAUAGCAUAACACAUGGGGCUGGCAUCUUGUAAUGGCUUUCUUAUUGGAAUCACAGAAUUUUAAAAUGACAACGUGAAAACUUGUCCUUACAAAACUGUUAUUCCAAUUUAAAAAAAAAAAAAAGCCAUUCUAAGAUGCUAAUUUAAUCUAUUUAAUUGUAGUUUUCCUAAUUUGUGCAAAUUUAGAAGGUAAUUACAAUAUUGUAAUAUAUAUAUAUAUAUAUAUAUAUAUAUAUAUAUAUAUACACAUACUGACAUGGCUGCCAGUGAUCAACCAUUUUGAUAAAUUUUUAAAGUGCUUUCCUUACUGAAUUGGUGGGGGGUGGGGAGGACCCCAUUAAAUGUUGAACUUUCAAGAUGUGCCAAUCACAAUUCAACACCCAAAAUGACUUCCACCUGGGGACUUUGCACAAUUUGCAAAGACCCCACCUGUGACAUCAGCUGCUGGGAGUGGGGUGGCAGGGUGCAGGGAAAGCGGAGCUCUACAUACUUGAACCUGUCCCUUGCGGACACCGCCAUCUUUCCUCUAGCGGGUCUUCUUCAGCACUGGGAGCCAACAUCACAGCUACUGUGUUGCAUGCAUGAGAGUACAACAUUGAGAACUAUGGAGGAUCCAGACAGAGCCAAUUCCCUAUAGCAGUCACUGAUGACAGCUUUCAGAUUGACACCGUAGCUGCAUCCAGUGUCUAAAAAAAAAAAAGUGAGGUGGAGGGAAAAAUACAUGGGUUUUUAGUUAGAAAUAGGUUAAAAAUGGAGGGGACCACUUAAAGUUUUGCUAACUUCAGGCUGUCGUCGAGGAGGGGCUGGUAUCAUGAUAUCAGCCUAUCGAGCUUAAGACUGCCAUCAGAAAAUGUGGGGCUCUUUACACCACUUAAAGGACCACUAUAGGCAGCCAGACCACUUCAGCUUAAUGAAGUGGUCUGGGUGACUGGUCCAGCUAGGGUUAACCAUUUUUUCUAUAACAUAGUAGUUUCAGAGAAACUGCUAUGUUUAUAAUGGGGUUAAUCCAGCCUCUAGUGGCUCUCAUUGACAGCCGCUAGAGGCGCUUCUCACUGUGAUAUUUUCUUUUUUUUUAAUUAUUUUUUUCACAGUGAGAAGAUGCCAGUGUCCAUAGGAAAGCAUUGAGAAUGCUUUCCUAUGGGCUGGAUGAAUGUGCGCGCGCGGCUCUUGCCGUACAUGCACAUUCAGCCGAUGAAGUGGAGAGUCCCCCGCCCGGGGAUGGGGGGGGGAGGGGAAGGUAAAUUUAACCCCUUCCACCUCCUAGAGCCUGAAAGUGGGGGCACCCUCAGGGCACUAUAGUGCCAGGAAAACAAGUUUGUUUUCCUGGCACUAUAGUGGUCCUUUAAGACAGGACUUUUGCAGGCAGGUAGUGCUGUGGUAUGGGAUAAAGCUUGCAUUUUGUAGGGAAUAUAAUGUGUAUGUGUGUGUUCAGGAGGGAAUGUAAAGGAUGUGUAUUGGAAUCUUGUAUUGAUGCAGUGUGUAUGUGUCUUUGUGGUGUGGGAUAGGGGCUGUGCUCUGUUAAAGGACCACUAUAGUGCCCCCACCCUCAGGGUCCCCCUCCCGCCGGGCUCUAGUGAGGAAGGGGUUAAACUUACCUCUUUCUCCAGCGCCGGGCUGGGAGCUCUCCUCCUCGGCUGAAUGCGCAUGCGCGGCAAGAGCCACGCGUGCAUUCAGCCAGUCUCAUAGGAAAGCAUUCUCAAUUCUUUCCUAUUGACGCUGGCAUCUUCUCACUGUGAAAAAUCACAGUGAGAAGCGCCUCUAGCAGCUGUCAAUGAGACAGCCACUAGUGGCUGGAUUAACCCUAAUAUAAACAUAGCAGUUUCUCUGAAACUAUGUUUAUAGAAAAAAGGGUUAACCCUAGCUGGACCAGGCACCCAGACCACUUCAUUAAGCUGAAGUGGUCUGGCUGCCUAUAGUGGUCCUUUAAGAGUAAAGAGCAGUAUUUUUUUACUUUUUUUUUUUUUUUUUUUACCCUGUCCAUUAACGCCUUCAGGACGGCGUCAAUAGUGCACGUUACGAUCAAAACAUAAACAAAAACUGUAAUUUGCGCUUUGUCUGUUCAACAGUAAUUCACCGCUGUCACAUUAAGUGCACCCACACUUAAUAAUAAUAAUAUUAUUAUUUAUCAUUUUGUUCAGGAGAAACAGGACUUUAAUUUAUUAUUAGCUAUUCAUAUGUGGAACAUAAUUUAUUAUGAAUAAAAAAAUUAAAGUGAGUUUUUUUAAUUUGUAUUUCUGUCUGACAUUUUACCUGUGAAUGUCAUACUGUUAGGUUUUAAUGCAAACAAAUGCACAUAUUUGUAAUCAGCGAUGUCUCACGAGUACAACAAUACCCCCAUUAACAGGUUUUAUGGUGUUUUGGAAAGUUACAGGGUCAAAUAUAGAAUGUUCCAUUUUCAAAUUUAAAUUUGCCAGAUUAGAUGUUACUUUUGAGACUGUGUGGUAGCCCAGGAAUGAGAAUUCCAUUUGAAAAAGUAGACAACCCAAAGUAUUGAAAGUCGGGUAUGUUUAGUCUUUUUUAGUAGCCACUUAGUCACAAACACUGGCCAAAGUUAGCGUUCAGAUUGUUUUUUGUUUGAAAAAAGCAAAAAACAAUAUUUGGCCAGUGUUUGUGACUAAGUGGCUACUAAGAAAGACUGGACAUACUCCACUUGCAAUAUCUUGGGUUAUCUAAUUUUGCAGAUGGUAUGCCAUCAUGGGGGUAAUUCUCAUUCCUGGGCUACCAUACGCUCUCAAAGGCAACAUACAGUUUCAAGAAAAAGUAUGUGAACCCUUUGGAAUGAUAUGGAUUUCUGCACAAAUUGGUCAUAAAAUGUGAUAUGAUCAUCAUCUAAGUCACAACAAUAGACAAUCACAGUCUGCUUAAACUAAUAACACACAAAGAAUGAAAUGUUGCCAUGUUUUUAUUGAACACACCAUGUAAAAAUUCUCAGUGCAGGUGGAAAAUAUGUGAACCCUUGGAUUUAAUAACUGGUUGAACCUCCUUUGGCAGCAAUAACUUCAACCAAACGUUUCCUGUAGUUGCAGAUCAGACUUGCACAACGGUCAGGAGUAAUUCUUGACCAUUCCUCUUUACAGAACUGUUUCAGUUCAGCAAUAUUCUUGGGAUGUCUGGUGUGAAUCGCUUUCUUGAGGUCAUGCCACAGCAUCUCAAUCGGGUUGAGGUCAGGACUCUGACUGGGCCACUUCAGAAGGCGUAUUUUCUUCUGUUUAAGCCAUUCUGUUGUUGAUUUACUUCAGUGCUUUGGGUCAUUGUCCUGUUGCAACACCCAUCUUCUGUUGAGCUUCAGCUGGUAGACAGAUGGCCUUAAGUUCUCCUGCAAAAUGUCUUGAUAAACUUCGGAUUUCAUUUUUCCUUUGAUGAUAGCAAUCCGUCCAGGGCCUGACGCAGCAAAGGAGCCCCAAACCAUGAUGCCCCCACCACCAUACUUCACAGUUGGGAUGAGGUUUUGAUGUUGGUGUGCUGUGCCUUUUUUUCGCCACACAUGGUGUUGUGUGUUUCUUCCAAACAACUCAACUUUGGUUUCAUCUGUCCACAGAAUAUUUUGCCAGUACUGCUGUGGAACAUCCAGGUGCUCUUGUGCAAACUGUAAAUGUGCAGCAAUGUUUUGUUUGGACAGCAGUGGCUUCCUCUGUGGUAUCCUCCCAUGAAAUCCAUUCUUGUUUAGUGUCUUACGUAUUGUAGAUUUGCUAACAGGGAUGUUAGCAUUUGCCAGUGAAUUUUGUACGUCUUUAGCUGACACUCUAGGAUUCUUCUUCACCUCAUUGAGCAGUCUGCGCUGUGCUGUUGCAGUCAUCUUUACAGGACGGCCACUCCUAGGGAGAGUAGCAGCAGUGCUGAACUUUCUCCAUUUAUAGACAAUUUGUCUUACAGUGGACUGAUGAACAGUUGGAGAUACUUUUAUAACCCUUUCCAGCUUUAUGCAAGUCAACAAUUCUUAAUCGUAGAUCUUCUGAGAGCUCAUUGAUUUUACUCCAGUUGGCUGACAUCUCACUCCAAAUAAGUUCUUGGAGAUGUCAUUAGUCUAGGGGUUCACAUACUUUUCCACCUGCACUGUGAAUGUUUACAUGUUGUGUUCAAUAAAAACAUGGCAACAUUUCAUUCUUUGUGUGUUAUUAGUUUAAGCAGACUGUGAUUGUCUAUUGUUGUGACUUAGAUGAUGAUCAGAUCACAUUUUAUGACCAAUUUGUGCAGAAAUCCAUAUCAUUCCAAAGGGUUCACAUACUUUUUCUUGCAACUGUAACCAAUCUGGCAAAUUUCAAUGUCAAAAAAAUGAAAUCCAAGCCUUAUCUAUGACUCUCUAACUUUCCAAAACACCAUAAAACCUGUACAUGGGGGGUACUGUUAUUCUCGGGAGACUUCACUAAACACAAAUAUUAGUGUUUUAAAACAUAUUACAACAAUAAUAUAGUCCAUAAAAGUCCCAUUUGUUUGUAAAAAAUGCAAAAAAGUCACUUUUACUUAAAAUAUCAUUGUUGUAAUACAAUUUACCAGUUUGAAACACUAAUAUUUGAGUUUAGCGAAGUCUGCUGAGUAAAACAGUAACCACUAUGUACAGGUUUUAUGGUGUCUUGGAGAGUUACAGGGUCAAAUAUAGUGCUUGCGAAUUAAAUUCUCUGCACUUUCUCCUUGUGUUGUCAGGCAUGUCAAUCAAAUUUUAAUUAAUCAAAUAACAGAAUUAUGUUAAAAGAUUACUUAAAUAUACACGUAGAAUUGUAAUAUGCAUUUAUAGGUAUUUAAAUUCUACGUGUAUACUAAUGUAAUCUUUUAUGUAAGAGUGUGUGUGUGUGUGUGUGUCUGUGUGUGUGUGUGUAAUAUAUCUCGAUCUCGAUCUCUUCGUUAGAAUGAAAUUGCAAAUGAAUAUAUAACUUAUAUUAAAUUUUCAAUAUUUUAUUUAUUAUUGUGUGUAUAUAUACCGUAUAAGCCGAGUUUUUCGGCACUUUUUUUGUGCUGAAAAACCCAAACUCUGCUUAUACUCGAGUCAAUGUCUGUAUUGUGGCAAUUUACAUUGCCACAAUACAGACCAGGACCGCCGGGCUCAUUACAAGCCCGGCGGUCCUGUUGGGGGCUGUCAGUGAGCUCUUACUUACCUUCCUGCAGCUCCUGUCAGCUCCCUCCUCCUCCGUGCAGUCUCGUGAGACUUACACUGUAAACAGAACGGAGCUGACCGAGGAGCUGCAGGAAGGUAAGUAAGAGCUCCCUGUCAGCCCCCCCACUGGACCACCAGGGAUUCAGAAUAAUAAUAAUAAUAAUAAUAAUAAUAAUAAUAAUUGCAUUAUUUUUUUAUUUAAAUUUUGUUGCCUGGCCAGGGAGGGGGGACAAAAAACAUUAAAAAAAAAAAAAAUAAUGCAAAUAUUAAAUUAAUAAUAAUAAAAUAAUAUUAUUUUAAUAUUAUAUUAAUAUUUGCAUUAUUAUUUUUAAAUGGUUUUUUGUCCCCCCUCCCUGCUUGUUGCCUGGCCAGGGAGGGGGGACAAAAAAACAUUUAAAAAAAAAAAAAUAAUGCUUAUAAUAUAAUAAUAAAAUAAUAUUAAAAUUAUAAUAAUUUAUUAUUUUAAUAUUUUAUUAUUAUAUUAUUUUAAUAUUUGAAUUAUUUAUAAAAAAAAAAAAAAAUUUUUUGUCCCCCCUCCCUGACCAGGCAACAAGCAGGGAGAGGGGACAAUAAUGCAAAUAUAAUAAUUAAAUGCAGAGGAGUCGGGAGGGGAGUUUAAAAAAAAACAAAACAGGACUAUGGCAGUGCCGCUUUAAGUGGAAAUGCAAGUUUAAUCCUAUGUUUAGUUUUACCUAUGCCUUCAGCAUAGAGGUAAACACUACAAAUGGGUACCCAAAAGCAGGUGUGGUCCUUUGUGCUGUUGUAUGGUGGGCAGUGAUGGGUGGCAUGGCAAACUGAGCAUUUUGAGGUGGGCAGAUAUACUCUCAUCUACUACAGUGCCAACAAAAAAGUCUGCUUCAGGUAGGUAUCCAUCUGGCUGUAAUUGUUUAUGUAAUGUACAGAUUAAAUGUUUUGUGUAUGUGCAGUCUGGUUUGAAAUAUUAUCGCCUUCAUUUUCAAUACCAGACUAAAUUCUAACAUCGUUCUCUUUCCUCUCCCCUCUUCAGUGGAAUGAAGUCACAAAGUUCUUUCGGGCAGGGAUGCCUUUAAAGAAACACCGGGUACACUUCAAAUUGUAUGCAAAUUGUUUCACAGCAUCAGAGGCCAUCGACUGGCUCCAUCAUCUUUUGAAGAGCAACAGUAACUUUGGAGCAGAAGUGACCCGGCAGCAGACUAUCCAACUGCUGAGGAAGUUCUUGAAGAAUCAUGUUAUUGAAGAUCUCAAGGGAAGAUGGGGCUCUGAGGAUCUGGAUGACAAUAAUGCUCUUUACAGGUAUUCACCACCCACCCACCCACCCCUUAAUGUAUCUUGUACGGCAUACUGUGUGCACAUAUAGGUAGGUAAUUAGGCAUUGCAUAUAUAACAUAUAAAAGUUUGUCUAUUUUCCUUCUAGAUUUCCUUCUACAUCCCCAGUAAAAACAGUCCCGAGUCGUCAUCCAUUGUGGAAGAGAAGCAGUUUAGAAAAUGUAUUCAAAGAGAGAGAUAAUCUGUUCAAGCUGCCACAUUUCUCAAGGAGAACUCCUAAAAAGCCAGAUUUUAAGGUAAUCUAAGCUCCGUCCAGCUAUCUCUUCAAAUAUCACAUACAUAUACUCCACAGAAACUUCUGUAGUCACAGACCCCUGGCAUCCUAUGACAACAAGUAAUCAAUCCAAGAGUUUGACACUUUCAGGGUUUUCCAGGCACUUCUGGUCCAGCCAUCUCUGCUGAUAUACUUUGUAUUCAACAACAUCACUUCUUUGUUCCCCAUGUCUGCCCAGCUUCUCUCCUCUAAUGUAGCUAAAUCAGAAGCCCAAGCAAGGGCAGAACUAACACCUGCAGUGAGAUGGGCACAUCUGCAGUUGUGAUAAACCCGGAAAGGUGGGACCUGGGGAAUCUGGUAAAUGUCAAACCAUUGGAAAAUGGACUGCGUUUCAUGGUACUUCUGACACCAUAACCAUUCUAGCAUGCUGUUGUGAUUCUUUGUUACCUUUUGAUGGUGGACCAGCUCAAGGUUUAACCCCUUAAGGACCGAGGACGGUUCAGGACCGUCAUCGGCAUUUUCCCAUUGCCGACCAAUAACGUUCCUGAACCGUCCUAACAGUCCUAGUUACUUACCUGAUCGCCGUCGUUCCCCCGGCGGCAAUCAGCGUAGCUCCCGGUGUGGGGAGACUGCCUGCAGCCCAGACAGUCUCCCCACACUGAAUUAGGACCCCUGUGGCCAUGUGAUCGCUUAACACAGCGAUCACAUGGUCACAAUAGGUGUCCAUGUGUCUGCCUGCUAGUGUAAAAUCAAAUAAAAAUUAAUAUUUAUAAAAAAAUUGUGUGUGUGUGUGUGUGUAUAUAUAUAUAUAUAUAUAUAUAUAUAUAUAUAUAUAUAUAUAUAUAUAUAUAUAUAUAUAUAUAUAUAUAUAUAUAUAUAUAUAUAUAUUCUGUGUCCUUAUAAUUAAAUUACACACACACUAGUGUGUGUGUGUGUAUAUAUAUAUAUUAUAAAAUAUAAAUAAUAAGUAAUGUAAUUUUUUUUUAAAUAAUAAAAAUUGAAAAAAUAUCUAUGAAAUUUUAUUCUAACUGUAUUUUAAAAUUAUAUAUUUAUAUCAAAAUACACUUAGAAUGAAUUUGUAUAUAUAAAUAAAAAUAAUACAAAAUUACAUAAAUAAUUAUAUAAAUAUACACGUAGACUUCAAAUAUAUAAAUAUGCAUAUAUAUAUUUAAAUUCUACGUGCGUAUUUAUGUAAUAUUUCUACAUAAUUAAGUAAUUUUAUUGAUUGCAAUUUGAGGGACCUGUCUGCCAAUCCAGGCCUAAAGUCCAGAGAAUUUAAUUUGCUAGCACUGUAUUUUACCCUAUAACGUUCUACGACACCCUAAAACCUGUAAAUGGGGGGUACUGUUUUACUCAGGAGACUUCGCUGAACACAAAUAUUAGUGAUUCAAAACAGUAAAAUCACAGCAAUGAUAUUGUCAGUGAAAGUUACUUUUUUUGCAUUUUUCACACACAAACAGCACUUUUAUGGACUAUAUUAUUGUUGUGAUAUGUUUUCCAGUUUUUAAACACUAAUAUUUGUGUUCAGCGAUGUCCCCCCGAGUAAAAUAGUACUCCCAUCUACAGGUUUUAUAGUAUUUUUGAAAGUUACAGGGUCAAAUAUAUGGGUCAAAUAUUUUUACAUUAAAAAUGGCCAGGUUGGUUACGUUGCCUUUGAGAGCGUAUGGUAGCCCAGGAAUGAGAAUUACCCCCAUGAUGGCAUACCAUUUGCAAAAGAAGACAACCCAAGGUAUUGUAAAUGGGGUAUGUCCAGUCUUUUUUAGUAACCACUUAGUCACAAACACUGGCCAAAAUUAGCGUUCAAUUUAGUUUUUUUUUUUUUAGUUUUUUCACACACAAGCAAAUAUGAAUGCUUACUUUGGCCAGUGGCUACUAAAAAAGACUGGACAUACCCCAUAUUGAAUACCCUGGGUUGUCUACUUUAAAAAAAAUUUACAUGUAGGGUGUUAUUCAGAGAUUUAUGACAGAUAAUAGUGUUACAAUGUCACUAUUGAUAAAAUUUAAAAAUGUAUGUUUUGAAACUGCAAUAUCCUACUUGUACCUAUAGCCCUAUAACAUGCAAAAAAAAAGCACGUAAACACUGGGUAUUUUUAAACUCAGGACAAAGCUUUGAGUCUACUUAGCAGUUUUUUUUAAUUCGCUUUUGUAGAUGAGUAAAAGAUUUUUCAAGUAAAAAAAAAAACAUGUAUUUUUCAUAUUUUUUUUUAUUUUUUUUCCCAAUUAAAAUACAAGAGAUUAUAUAAAUAAUUGUAUGUAAAGAAUGCCCCUUUUGUCCUGGAAAAAAAACAAUAUAUAAUUUGUAUGGGAACAGUAAAUGAGAGAGCGGAAAAUUACAGCCAAACACCACAAAAGUGUAAAAAAAAAAAAUUAUAAAAAAAUGCCUGGUCGCAAAUGUUCAACAUCGCAAAAACAGUCCAGUCCUUAAGGGGUUAAAUCUGAUUUUAUAUAUUUAGUCUGGAAGGGUUUUUUUUUUUUUUUGUUUUUUUGUUUUUAUGAACACAACCUGCUUGGCCCAUGUGGGAGAAAUCAUGUUUAGUGCCUUGUGCACGGUGGUCAGUUUUUAGUGGAUAUUCAAUGCUGAUUUUCGAUUUUCUAGGACGAGCAAGAAAAUGACAUGUGCGAGACGGAGGAGGAUUUUGUAAAUGACGGCCCUAAAGAGCUGAGCAAAAAGGACAUAGAAGAAAUCUGGGGAAACAUUACUCUGAUACAGUAAGUCUUAAAGAUGCUUUCCCUCUGCUUAAAACAAGUGGUGUGUGCCAUUUUCACUUGACAAGCUGGCAUAUCUGGGCAAAACAACUUUUGUAAUUUAUUUCUGCUUCCCCUCACGUUGUUUUUUUUUUGUUUGUGUUUUUUUAGAACAGUCACUCUGCACACAACUAAUAAGGUUAUUCACUGAAGUGUGGAUUGUUGGGAAUUCAAAUUGAAUUUCUAGUCUAAGGCCAUAAUAGUCAAACUGGAAAAAUGUUCACCCAGCUGUGUUGCAAUUUAAUUAUUUUGCCCUAAAGUUUGAUGUUCACUUUCUAUUCAGUAUGAUUACUUUUAUUGAAUAACCCUCUGUAUUCAUGUGCUCCAUUGUGUUUUUUCCUUCUUUAAUUUCCUGUUUUGCUUGGCAGAUCACUGAAAUAACUUUAUUUUAUUUUCUCAUGCAGCAAGAUAAAGCUGUGGUAGAUGUAGCAUAUACUGGCCAGUCAGUUCCUAGAUGGUGUCAAACAAUGCCUGACAUUUUCACCAUAUUUUGUUCUCCCAGCCUUCAGAAAAUCUUAGCUCUGCCGUCCUUGGAAGAAGUGUUAAAUCCAGCUCAAAUAAACCCCAACCACAUUAUGUACAACAUGACACACACCAGCAAACAUGGCGUCGUUGUCCUUGAAGAAAAGACAGGUUUGCUGUGAAUUGUUCCUUAUGCAACAUAUUUACAUAAAAAUGGUUAUAUUUUUAUUUACUUUUUUCUUUUUUUUUUUCCCCCAGAUGAUCUUCCUCAUUGGGUGUUAUCUGCUAUGAAAUGCCUUGCAAACUGUGAGUUGCCCCAUAUUGUGUCUUGUUACGGUAUAGCAUGACUGGACAUUGAUGUUGCACAGGUCACCUCUCCAGUUUAUGUAAUAUUGGAAUGCACAAGUUAUCUUAAUUGAUAUGGCCUUCUUUUAUUGACUUGUGAUCAUCCCGACACUUCACUUCAUCUGAAUGUUUGUUUUAUUUUGAGCUUGGGAGUUUAAAGGACCACUAUAGUGCCAGGAAAACAUACUCGUUUUCCUGGCACUAUCGUGCCCUGAGGGUGUCACCUCCCGUCCGGCACUGGGGAGAGGAAAGGGGUUAAACUUACCUUUUUUCCGGGGCCGGGCGGGGAGCUCUCCUCCUCCUCUCCGCCUUCGAUCCUCCCUUUCGACUGAAUGCGCACGCGCGGCAAGAGGUGCGCAUUCAGCCGGUCUCAUAGGAAAGCAUUUACAAUGCUUUCCUAUGGACGCUGGCGUCUUCUCACUGUGAUUUUUACAGUAAGAAGCACGCAAACUCCUCUAGUGGCUGUCAAUGAGACAGCCACUAGAGGAGUUGGAGGCUGGAUUAACCCUAACAAACAUAGCAGUUUCUCUGAAACUGCUAUGUUUAUUAAAAAAGGGUUAACCCUAGCUGGACCUGGCACCCAGACCACUUCAUUAAGCUGAAGUGGUCUGGGUGCCUAGAGUGGUCCUUUUAAUCUUCAACCCAUUUGUUUUGAUAUCUUCAAUUGGAUAGGUGGCACUGCUUUUGUUCUCGUGUGUGGGUUUGUUUUUUUUUUGUUUUUGUGUUUGUUUUUUUUGUUUUUUUUAAAUCUCUUCUGUUCCUAGUUGUUGUAAAAAUGUCCAUAAUGUGUUGGGUCCUUGCUUUAAUUGGCUUAAAGGAGGACAGUAGAGACAGUGUCCUAGCACCAGUUUUGCAUAUAAUUGACCGUAUUAAGCCUGGAACUUUGUUCUGGUCUGGCUUAUGAUGCCAGAUGUGACGUUUCACCUCUGGCAGCUUAGGUAUUUCAACGUGAAUUGCAGCACAUACUGAUUCCACGCACCAUGACUACAUCAGCUCAAUUUAAGUGGUCGCGGUGCUUGGAGUAAACAUUUAACAUUCAUGCGUGAGCUACUGCACCCUCCUGCAGACCUGUGCUCUGAAAUCUCAUAGCAAAGACGUUGGCAGACUACAAAGACUAUGUAGUGUUGGCAGACUUGUGUAUGGAAUUAACAAUCUGCAUUCUUAUUUUAUUUCUAAAUCAAUGGGGGAAGGUUGAGUGGUUUAUUUGAAAGGAAACCAAGUAUACAAAUGCUGUGUGGAUAGAUGCAUGUCUAGCAUUAGCACUCGUGGAAUGUUGUAGUCGCUAGACUGCUAUAAAAUGAAUAAAUAGAGCCUGCAUUGGGCUUCACUAUCUCCGUCAGAUCCUGGGGGAACAUCUGAAAGACGAACUUUUUAAGCGUUUACUGUGAUUUUGAGAUAUUAAAGUCUGCCUUAAAGUAACAAUUUAAACCUUUUUUUUUUUAACUUUUUGAGUGUGUAUAUAUGUGUGUGUGUGUGUGUGUGUGUGUGUGUGUGUGUGUGUGUAUAUAUAUAUAUAUAUAUAUAUAUAUACACACAAUAAUUCUUUUUUUUUUUUUUAUAAUACAGGGCCACGGAAUAAUGACAUGAGCCAGGCAACCUAUGUUGGGUUUGAACGUGACGUCUUCAGAACUGUUGCUGAUUAUUUCCUGGGUCUCCCCGAACCCCUCCUUACAUUUGAGUAUUAUGAGCUUUUUGUUAAUAUAUUGGGUACGUAUAUCUGUGUGGUUUUUUUUUUGUUUGGUUUUUUUCCUGCUCCAUCCUUUUUGUAUUAAGUUUACGUUCCCGCAGCGAUAUGACAGUGGUUACGUUUAACAGGUAUUGUAUAAGCACUGCUUGUUCACUCUGGCUGCUUAUAACCCCAUUGCAUAGAUACUAACUCUUUUUAAUAAGCUGCUAACUGGUUUGCUUGUUGUUUUUUUCUUUAAGAGUUUUAAUUUCUAUUUCAUUCCCCGAUAGUUGUCUGUGGCUACAUAACGGUUCCUAACAGGCUUAAUGAAAAGCAUACACUCCAGAAAAACAUGUCUUCUCAGCAACACUCCAAAAUGCUUCAUUCAAACCACGCUAACUUUAAGUCCACCGAAUGCCUGCUUUUAAGUUUGCUACGCAAAGUGCCCAAUGAAGAAGAGGAAGAGGAAGAUGAUCAAAGUUUUGGAGAAAUUGCCAGGGAACAAAUAGGAGCACAUACACGUUUGUCCAAUUCCAUCUGCAGAAAUCAAAAGGAUGGCAAGCUUGUUGGAGGCAGUUGCCAAAAUCUUUCUUUCCCUCAGAAUGGCAUGGCUGCACCAAGCAAAAUGAAAGCACGGAGCUGUUCUAUGGAACCAAUCCUUGAUCUGGAUUCCAAAAUCAAUGGCCAACACUCUCCUGAUAGUACUGCUGUGCCCUCCAAAAAGAAAUCUGAAUCUAUCCAUUUCCUUCCAUCUAAUUACACCGAGCAGAGACCUUCUGACUGCAGGACUAGCUUUGAUUCCCAUAACCGGCUGAGAUCCAGAAGGCUUUCUAGAUCACACAGCAUGGGUGAUGAUCUUGAGUCUUGUUCUAGCAUAAAUACACCCGUUGCUGAGAUCACAGUCCGACCUGGGCAAUACAGGACACAAAAGCGGUUGCCUUCUCUUACAGAAAGCGAAUCUAUGGAUCUGGGGAUAACUGUAACCAAAAGAUUGUGUCAGAGCUCAAUGGAACUCUCUAACAGCACUGUUCACACAAACUUUUCCCAAAACUGCCCAGGCACGCAAAGUAAGGGUAAUGCUUUUCACUGCAUGUCUAAGUGGGAUGCUUGCAGCUUUUUAACAUACUUUGCAUGUGCUUUCACUUUUCGUACACUGAUUUUUCAAUGUUCUUAUAUUUAACCAGUGUGUGUGAAAUUUAACUCUUUAAAUUCUAGUAGAAAGUUUAAAUAUCUGAUACUCUGUAGCAUUGAUGGGGGGAAAAAUACACGUAUUUUAGUAAUCUUCACAGUUCCAUCUAUUCUUUUGUCCUUGAGACCUUAAUGAUUUUACAUUUAAAUAUUGCUGUAUUAAUGCUAGUUUUCUGGACAAGCGUCUUCUAAUUUUAGCAAUGCUCUAAAUAUAAGAACAUUGACCUUCCUUGGCUAAAUGAGCUCCAGGCAUGCCGUGAAAUUUCCGCAAUGCCGCAAUCAUUAAACGCUGUAAUUGAGAGCAGCUGCAUACUGAUUUGUAACGUUCGAUUCCGGACAACCUAAACGAUGUGUUUCUGGUGUUCCUUUGAGAUUUCCCACGACUUUCUACUUCAUUGACGUAAUAUAGUUUGUCAUCCUAAUCAUUUUAACAAUCCUGGUGUUUGUCCCAUCACAACGCUUUAAUCACUGGAAAAGUGCUGUCUAUAGAAUGGAAACGGACCUGUGGUUCUGUUAAACCCUCUGGGUGCCAGCAAACAAAUAGUGCAGAAAAUGUAUCUAGUUACCUUUUUUUUGAAGGUUAACUGGGCUUUUAAACAAAGUUAUAGAUGAGAAAUGUACGUCUUGAUUUGUCUUGACCAUUUUAAUUUAAACAGAAACCGAAAUCUCUUAAAAGCUUAAAUUAAUCUCUGUAGUAGAGCAUCUUGCAAUAUGCAGUCUUAUUUUGCUGAAUAAAAAUGUUUUGGACAUUAUGCAGUAUGCCAACUAUAAUGCCUUAAAGGACCACUAAAGGCACCCAGACCACUGCAGCUCAAUAAUUGUUCUGGGUGCCAGGUCCAGCUAGGUUUAACACUUUUUGCAGUAAACAUAGCAGUUUCAGAGAAACCGCUAUGUUUACACAUGGGUUAAUCCAGCCUCUAGUGGCUGUCUCAUUGACAGCCGCUAGAGGCGCUUCCGCACUCCUCACUGUGGUGUGGUUUUUUUGGGGGUUGGGGGUUUUGUUUUUUUGAGAAUGCUUUCCUAUUAGACUGGCUGAAUGCAUGCGUGGCUCUUGCCGCGCAUGGGCAUUCAGCCGAUGACGGAAGAAGAGGGAGGAGAGUGCCUGGGGAGGGGGGGGGAAGGUAAGGGAUUAACCCCUUCCUCCCCCUUCAGCGCCACGGGAGUGGGACCUUGAGGGUGGGGGCACCCUCAGGGCACUAUAGUGCCAGGAAAAAGAGUGUUUUCCUGGCACUAUAGUGGUCCUUUAAGGAACCUUCCACACACAUAAGUACUUUAGCUUGCUAAGGUGCUUUCUAUGCGAAGUUUAUUUUUUUUUUUAAUUUUCCCCCAAAGUGCAGAUUUCAAUAGAAAUUGGCACUUUUAAUAAAGUAAACGUAUUACACCAUCUGGCUGUAAAUCUGCUCAGUGGAGCUAAACUCAAGGUGCAAGCAGUUGCCCAGAGCUCCUGCCUUGUAAUUGGGAUUGGGCAGCCACAAAGUUGGGCGGGAUUGAAAGGGAAGGAUUGGCAAAGACUGCAGACGAGAUCUGUGCCUUUUGAAAGAUAAUUUUAGGUAUUACCCCAAAGAGAAAAAUACACAAUUAAAGGACCACUAUAGUGCCAGGAAAACAAACUAUGCUAUGUUUACAGCUGCAGGGUUAACACUAGCUGGACCUGGCACCCAGACCACUUCAUUGAGCUGAAGUAGUCUGGGUGCCUAUAGUGGUCCUUUAAAUGUGUGCAUGUUUUCAUUGGGGUGUAUCUACUAAACAGUGAUUUUUUAUUUAUAUAGAAUUAUAUUUUUAUUUGGUCAGUGGAGUGUUACUCUAACAUUUUUAAACACCUUCAGAUUUGGAUUUCAUUGAUUCCAUUGAGAAAGCUGCCAUUUGGAACUCAGACACAGUAAUAUGUCUGAUCCCUGGGAUAGGCAGCCAAUGAUAACUGACCAUUUCAUUCUUGGAGCAUUAUGAGAACUAUGCAGUAGCUGGCUAUGGCAUAUGAUUGGCUUUCUUUAAAAUUAAUGAACCGUACAAGACCAUUGUUUUUGUUCAGCAAACCGGCACUGGUUGUAUCUUUCUGGGUGCUCUUAACAGGUUUGUUUUUUGUUAAUCUCUGUUGUAAUUGUGCUCCUUGUUGGGCUUGUGGUGUGUGUUUUUUUUUUUCCUGUCUCAACACUUGCUUUUCACACAUCUCAGAUACGUUUUAACCUUUUUGAACCCAUUAUUUAGGAUUGCUGCAGCCUCAUUUAGAGAGGGUUGCAAUCGAGGCCCUCCAGCUCUGUUGUUUGCUUCUUCCACCUGCAAACCGAAGAAAACUUCAGCUACUUAUGCGAAUGAUUUCACGUAUGAGUCAGAACGUGGACAUGCCACGGCUUCAUGAUGCCAUGGGAACCAGAUCCCUUGUAAGUAAAAAGCCGCAACAUUGCAUUCUGGGAGUAUGGUGUUAAUGGAGAAAAGGCCCAUUUGCAAUUUUAAAGUAAUCCAGAAAUUAUAACCAUGAAUCCUUUUAAUAGAUCAUAAAUGCACGCUUUCUGGACACUGUUUCAGUAACAAACAUAGCUUUGUUUUAUCCCAUAUACUGUUGUAUUCAAAGUGUAUGAAGCUCUUAUAAUAGAUAUUUGACAUUUCAAUUCAUUCAUGAAAGAACUUUUUUUUUUUUUUAUUCUGCCCGUGUUUUAUAUCCUUGCUAGAAGUCUCAUAUUCUGUUGUAUGCAGAGUAUGUAUAUUGCAUAAAUAUAAAUUAUUGUUUUGGGCUUGUUUCCCACUCUUUUCUACUGUCAAAAUAAAAUCCCAUAACUCCGUAAAUGAGUCCUAAAAAUAGGUGAAGCAUAGAGAGAUUAGAGGUUGUUAGUCUGCUCAGCCACUAAAUUCUCCUGUUCUUCUAUCACCAGUUUAUUCUAGACUGUCUACAAAACUUUUGAUUAUCUUCUUGGCCAUGUGUGACCUUGUGGGUUUUUGUGUUUGUUUUUUUUCCCCUUCAGAUGAUCCAAACUUUCUCCCGCUGUGUGUUGUGCUGUGCUGAGGAGGUGGAUCUGGAUGAAUUACUUGCUACGAGAUUGGUUUCUUUCCUUCUGGAUCAUCACCAAGAUGUCCUUCAAGUUCCAUGUUACCUACAGACUGCUGUUCUCGAUCACAUGCAGUAUCUACGCCAGGCACAUGUAUGCUAAGUCUUUGAUUCUGGGCUCUGUAGGCCUUGAACUCUAACUAUAUUACUACUCAGUAAAAAACAAAUGCAAGUCCACAUUUUAUUUAUAUUUUUUAGUUAUUGGUCAUUCACUGGCCUUUAUUUUGCAGGUGAAGGUUGCAGAUGGCGUACCUGCCUACUAUUUUUGUAAGCAGAUCAGUAAACAAGAAUUUGAGGCUCAGAGACUUACCACGUCACAAGCUGCCAUUGAAGAACUUCUAGAGAACAUUAUUAAGGACCGAAAUCUGUCUGUUAAAGACAAAAAGAAAAAGCUCAGACAGGUUGGGAACCUUAUUUUUAGUUCUUACUAUUUUGUGUGUGUGUGUAUGUAACUUGUCUCUUGACUGACUGGUGUAAUGUGCAUUUCCAAGUUCAAUGUGUGUGUGUGUAUAUAUAUAUAUAUAUAUAUAUAUAUAUAUAACAUACAUACAGGGUUUCCUUGCACUCACGCUUGUAAAUAGUUGUAAGCCGGGUGCUUGUAAUCCAGGGAAAAAUUGCAUAUGGUGAAAUAGUGAUCAGCACUCUCGGUCUUUUGUUGAGUUUAAAACUUACAGUUUAUUGAAAUUCCAUUUAAAAGAUCAACGUUUCAGUUCCUAUCUGGAACUUUCAUCAGGAUCAAACAUAUAAAACAAUGCAAAACAUUACAUUUAUAUACCUCAAGUAUUAGUGAAAUUAAAUCAAUAAUGACUUACCCCUGUGCUCAGAGUGAUGGGUGUGUUCCCCUGGCGUCCACCAUACCCCCGUGCGCAUGCGCGGACGUGGCCCCGCCCCUACGUGUGCGUGAUGACGUCACGCGUUGCCGCGGCAACGCUAGAGUCACAUGGGAAGAAACAGGAAGUGACUGAUAGUGAAUAGCAUGUAUCUCCGGUUGCUAUGGCAACCCGGCAUUGUAACUACAAAGUUAUACAUUCAAUUAGUAUUCACAAGUGCUAGUCCAAUCUUCCUGGUACUAGAAAAUAAUGAAAAAUGAAAAUGAAAGGUUUAUGAAAAUACACAGUGAUACUAAUGUGUAUAAAAAGUGUAAAAAAAGUUAUAUAUAUUCAUAACUAUAGAUAUUGGUUAAAACCCUAAUUCUGGCAAGUAAAUACUAGCCUUAAAGUGCCAAUAUGUGAUAAAGUACUGAGGACCAGUACAAUUAUACUGGAAAUAAAGUGCAUAUGAAAAAGUGCUAAAGUGAUAAUAAAGUGCUAACAGUGAUGUGCUAUUACUUAUAAUAAGAAAGUGCUAUCCAGUGCAACUAUAAUAAAUGGCAAUUCUAUAUCAAUAGAUAGUUCUUUGGUAUAAAAAUAUAUCAAAGUAUUAAGGGCUUAGAGGUAUUGAUUUACACAUAAAAAACAUCUUAAAAAGUAUCAUAAUUAUCAUAAAAACAAAAUUCCUAUUGCUUUUGGGGUCAUAACUAAAGAAAUGAAUGAUAAGAAAGCAUCUCAUUGAGCACCUCUAGGUGCAAUCGUGUUCAAUUGGAAAAUCCAUUCUGUCUCGCUAUUAAGGAGCAUUUUGCCGCGGUCCCCUCCUCGCCUGGGUAUUGGGAUAUGAUCUAUUGCGAUAAACUUCAAAGAGGAAAGUGGAUGUUUCAUUUCAAGAAAAUGUUGUGCCACAGGUUGUUCUGAAUGUCCAUCCCUGAAAGCCACCCGUAUUGCUGAUCUGUGUCCCCGUAUUCUUUCACAUAGUGGGGUUUCAGUUUUGCCAAUGUAGGCUAACCCGCAUGGACACAUUAACUUAUAAAUCACAAAAGGUGUUUUACAUGUAAUUGUGUGUUUUAUCUUAAACACCUUAUUCUUAUGUGGAUGUUGAAAGGAUUUAGCCGGGGUCAUGUGGCUACACGUGACGCAUCGGACACUGCCUCGGUAUUGAAUAUCAGUUCCCUGAUUAUAACUGUUGAUAGGAUCUGUAUGUACCAACAUAUCUUUUAGUGUUUUGUUUCUCUUGAAACUGAUCAAUGGAUGUUCUUUAAAAACUUUAGGCAAAGUGUCGUCCGUUGCUAGCAUCUUCCAAUUUUGUUUGAUAAUUUUGACUAUUUUGGGUGAAGCGUCAUUGUACGCCAUUGGAAAUACCAAAGACGGUGGUUUUUUAGUACGUAUGGCGGUAUUGGCCAUUUGCGCAUCUUGUUGUGCUUUUAACAGUUCCUGUCUAUAAUAACCUCUUUCAAGGAAUUUUUGAUUCAUCUCUUCCAACUGUUGUUGCAUCUUGAGUUGAUCUGAAUUAUUACGUAUAACUCUUAAGAAUUGUGCCUUAGGAAGCGAUUUUUUUCAACAUUUUUGGAUGUGCACUUUUAUUGUGCAACAAUGUGUUCCGAUCGGUAUCUUUUCUAUAUAGACAGUAAGAUACUCCAUGUUCUUUAACAGAUAUCUCUAAAUCCAGAAAUUGAAUCAUAUUUGUACUAAUAUUGGACGUAAACCUGACUGGAGUAUUAAGUUCAUUCAAAUAGUGAACCAUUUGCUGAGCUUCCAAUUCAGUGCCCUUCCAAAGGAUCAACAAAUCGUCAAUGUAACGAAAAUACGCAGUGAUCAGAUGAUUAAAUUUGGAAAAGAUGUGUUCUUUCUCAUAAAUAUGCAUAUAGGAAUUGGCAUACAUUGGGGCCAUCGCUGCCCCCAUAGAGGUGCCCGCUACUUGUAGGAACCAGUCAUCUUCAAAUCUGAAAUAAUUUUGUUGGAGAGUUAAGGACAAUAAUUCAAAGACAAAUUCGAUUGGAGGUCCCACAUAUGAAGUAGCCAUGCUUAAAAUUUGUCUCAUGGCUUCUAUCCCCUCCUGGUGUGGAAUAAUUGUAUAUAGAUUACUCACGUCCAUGGUGAUUAGAAUAAUGGGUUCCUCGCCAAAGUCUAAUGUAUCCAAUUUCCUUAUCAAGGUCGGUGUAUCCUUGAUACAAUUCUGUAUCUCUGCAAUGGGUGCUUGGAAUAGAGAAUCCAGCCAUUUCGCAAUCGGUUCUAAGAUCCCUCCUAUUGCUGAUACUAUCGGUCUCCCUGGAGGCUUAAUGGGAUUCUUGUGUAUCUUUGGUAUAGUGUAAAGAAUUGGAGUCUUUGGAUUCUUUUUCAAUAGGUAGUUAUAGAGUUGAAGAUCUAUGUGUCCUGCUUCCAGUCCCAAAAACAGAGUAUUCUCUAUAGUUGUUGCUAUUUUCUUAGUCGGAUCACCUUGUAAAUGUAAGUAUACUGUAGCAUCUUGUAUUGCCGUCUGAUUUCCCCAGCAUAAUCCUUGUAAUCCAUGAUUACAAUGCCUCCCCCUUUAUCAGCAGAUCUAAUGGCAAUCGUGGGGUCCUCUGACAAGUUUUUGAUGAUUUUCAUCUGUGAAAUAGAAACAUUUCUCCUGAGUACUUUGUGAUUGCGUAUAUUUAUUAUUAUAUUUUAGAAUAUUGAUGCAAUGUAAUAUUGUUUGGAAUUAUUAUUGAAACGCAAGAAUAAACGGGGAUCCGGUUAUUUUUAGUUUUCGAUUAAAACUUUAGGUCCUGGUAUAUUAAUGGUCAUUGAGAACUGUGUAAAUGCAAACUGGGAUAAGUAGAUGUAAAGUUAAGGGUUGGUGUUUUAUUGAGGUGUGUGUGUGUGUGUGUGUGUGUAUAAAUAAAAAAUAAAAAAAAUUUUGUUGUGCUAAUUCAAUGUAUAUUGGUUAGCAUGUGUUGAAGUCACUGUACCAGUUCAUGUGGAAAAAAAUGUAUGAGUGGUUUUACGUUUUGGUGUUUCCAGUUAUGAGAAUACGGGAAUAAUUUUUAUUUUUUUAAAUUAUUGUAAAAUGUUGUACUGUUUCAGUUCCAGAAAGAAUAUCCUGAGAUCUAUCACAGCCGUUUCCCAACCACAGAAAGUGAAGCUAAACUCUUUGAACACAAACCUACAAUCAAGCAACCAAUGUUGGUUUUGAAGAAACCAAAGUUCCGUAGCAUAAGAUACUGA
Molecule: messenger RNA, 29055 nt
Organism: Pelobates cultripes (western spadefoot toad)
Lineage: Eukaryota; Metazoa; Chordata; Amphibia; Anura; Pelobatidae
Source: the annotation of a GenBank genome assembly